Messenger RNA from Truncatella angustata, 1266 nucleotides. Its product is annotated as glycosyltransferase family 32 protein. Gene Ontology annotation, biological process: protein N-linked glycosylation. The record is from RefSeq and is a predicted model, not a curated record. NCBI's taxonomy places the organism in Eukaryota, Fungi, Ascomycota, Sordariomycetes, Amphisphaeriales, Sporocadaceae. The transcript has 2 exons. Bases 1 to 1266 code for a protein of 421 amino acids. Gene Ontology annotation, cellular component: mannan polymerase complex. Gene Ontology annotation, molecular function: alpha-1,6-mannosyltransferase activity.
AUGUUCAUCAAAAUGAGUUCUCCUCUUACGCCAUUAUCGCCACGCUUGGCUGCGACCACGGCUAAAUGGAGAAAUCGCGUGCCUACCCAAGUACGCAGAUUAAUACCGAUCUACACCAUCUGUAUCUGCGUUCUUAUUCUACUCUUGAACACCGACAUCCUACCAGCACGCGAAGAACCAGACGUUUUCAAAAGAAACGCAGCGAAGCGCCGACUUGAGAAAGGUCAUGAUGGUACAGGAUUUCCUAAGAAGAUCUGGCAAACCUGGAUGACUAGUCCUUUCUCCAUGCAGCAACGGGAUUCAGACACGGCAAAAACAUGGGUAAUAAGAAACCCGAACCACAGAUACGAGGUAUUGACGGACGACAAUGCCUUGGGAUACGUGGAGGAGAAGUACGGACCUUAUGGAUUAGACAGGCCGGAUAUCGUGGAGAUGUUCCGCGAAGUAAAUAUCACCAUCAUCAAAGCCGACCUGCUGCGAUAUCUUGUCAUGUAUGCCGAAGGUGGAGUGUAUGCAGACAUCGACGUCGAAGGCCUGAAGCCAAUUCAUAGAUUCAUACCGGAGAGAUAUGACGAAUCACAAAUGGACUUGGUGAUUAGUGUCGAGAUUGAUCAACCAGAUUUCAAAGACCAUCCCAUUCUCGGCAAGAAGUCUCAGUCCUUCUGCCAAUGGACAUUCAUGGCCAAACCAAGACAAGCAGUCAUGAUGCGACUGGUGGAAAAUAUCAUGAUCUGGCUUGAUGGUGUCUCAAACGAGCAAAAGGUUCCUGUUAGUCAAAUUGUUUUAAGUUUUGACGAGGUGAUCGGUGGGACGGGGCCGUCCGCGUUCACGGCUGCUGUCCUACAAGAGAUGAAUGCGCAAGGCAGCAACAGGAAAACAACAUGGAAUGAUUUUCAUAAUCUUGACGAAUCCAAGAUUGUGAGCCGUGUUCUGGUUUUGAACGUAGAGACCUUUGCAGCGGGCCAAGGACAUUCAGACUCCGGAAAUCACAACAGUCGCGGUGCUCUGGUGAAACAUCAUUAUCAUGCAUCUAAUUGGCCAAGUAAACACACGAGAUACUCUCAUCCCGUAUAUGGCGAGGUUGAGAGAUGCAAUUGGAACCAUGACUGUGUACGAAGCUGGGAUGAGAACGUUGCAGAAUUUUCCAAGAUGUCGCCAGAGCAACAACAGCAAAGACUGGCCGAGCCAAAACCCGAACCGAUGGGACCUGGCUUUAAUGGCUUUGUUCUUGAAGAAAAAAAAAAGAAAAGGCAGCACAACCAAUAG